Osmia bicornis bicornis is the source of this 1281-nucleotide messenger RNA. It is a transcript of the gene Fabp, whose product is annotated as fatty acid-binding protein 12-like. Gene Ontology annotation, biological process: fatty acid transport. Bases 802 to 1206 code for a protein of 134 amino acids. The record is from RefSeq and is a predicted model, not a curated record. Gene Ontology annotation, molecular function: fatty acid binding. Lineage: Eukaryota; Metazoa; Arthropoda; Insecta; Hymenoptera; Megachilidae. The transcript is spliced from 3 exons. Gene Ontology annotation, cellular component: cytosol; nucleus.
UAUUACAAAAUGUGUAUGAAAAGAUAUCCGGGUCGAUCCUUUCAAAAUUUGAGAGAAAGAAUGAAGUACCGGCUUGCUUCCGUCUUUCUCCGUUCCAUACAAUCUAAAUCAUCAAUCACAACUCGUUGGUCCAAUUUGCUAAUGUGCAACGUUAAUUGUCUAGUUAAAGUAGUUAUUUGAAUUAGAAUUACAAUCGACAUAUCGUGUAACGAGCAUGCUUUUUUAUGGGGGUUCGAUGGAGCAGCAAAUGUAUGGGGUUCCACGUUACGUGUCAAUGACAAGUCAUUUUCGCUUUACGACGAAAUACUGACUAACCACAUUUAUCAUCUCUUCAAAUUCGGGAAUCUGAAUACACAAACAUGACUUGGUACUUCUUUGAAAGAAGUACUCAUUCGAUUAAAUAUGUAGAUAAUUCCUAUUCCCUACCGAUUACGAUGGAAAAUAUAACCUACAAUUCGUAAAAUCAAUCGUUUUUAAAUUCAAAUUUUCUUCUUACAGUAAUCUAGCAUUUUACAGGUGGACUAAAGAAGCGAGACGUAAAAUGAUAAAGCGAAAUCGUGGCACCGUUGACCAGCCGGCCGGUUGACGAUAAUCCGUUCGACACUUGUUCGGACCGAUCAUAGAUUGUUCGAUACGGGUGUGUGAACACAUACACAUACUCGUAUUACGCACAAGUACUCCCCGAUGAUCUUAUAAAAGCCGCUGCAUACUCGGGGACCAGUAACUUGCCGUUAGCAACAGCUACAUUAAACGUGUCGAAUUUUGUUCAUUCGUGUGCACAGAAGAAUACCUAACUCGAAGAUGGUGCAGAUCGUAGGAAAGUACCAACACGUCUCCAACGAGAACUUCGAAGAGUUUUUGAAAGCCUCUGGCCAUCCCGAUCUGGCUGGACCAAUACUACAAUCGAAACCAGUCGUUGAAAUCACGAACAACGGUGAUCAAUGGAAUAUCGUUGUUAUGUCUGAUAGCAAGAGUAGCACGUCUUCGUUCAAACUGAACGAACCGUUCGAGGAGAAAUUACCCGCUUUCGAUCGCAAAUUCCAGAGUGUAGCUGUGUUGGAAGGCAACGCUUUCAAAGUGACAACAGAUGCCGGUGAUGGCACCAAAAUUAUACGCGUCUACGAAUUCACCGACUCUGGAAUGAAAGUUCACUUGUCUACGACUAAAAACGACAUCAAGGCAGUACGUACAUACAAGAGGCUUUAAACAUGAAGGCAAUUAGAUAAACAAUUAGCAUCUUCUUCCUAUAUUAAUUAAAAAUAAAAAUCUUUUUUACAACUA